GCCCACUGAAUAAAAAGCCCAAAUCAAAGACGAAUAUUGGAACAACAAAAGAGUUUUUUUCACCCUUCUUCUUCUUCAACCUCUGCGCCGCUUUUCAAGCUCUGACCUUAUAGGCUCCGUCGUUUUUCAAAGGUUUUUGUCCAUAUCAAACUCGAACUGAACCUUUCUCUGACCGGCGGAAACUUCUGAUUCAAUGGAUAAGGCAAAAGAGAAACCUAUGGAGGACGUGAACCCGGAAGUGGAAGAAGUUGAGAAAGUAGAGGAAGUUGAAGAAGAACAGAGAGAUGCCGGAGAAGAGCAAGUAGAAGAAGAAGAGCCGGAUAAGAGUUUCGAGGAGCUAGGGCUUGAUUCUCGUCUCAUUCGUGCCCUAAGUAAGAAGGGUCUAGAGAAACCCACUCCUAUUCAGCAAUCAGCCAUUCCUUACAUUCUGGUCUACACAGAGGUUUCUUCGCUUAUCGAGCUGUGUCGUGUUCAGCUGAAAGUAGUGCAGCUGACUAGUAGCAUGCCUGCAUCUGAUAUGCGUAACGCAUUGGCCGGACUGCCUGAGAUACUUGUCACCACACCUGCUUGUAUUCCAAAAUGUUUUGCCGCCGGCGUUUUAGAUCCAGCAGCUAUCAGUGACUCGCUUGAAAUCUUGGUUCUUGAUGAGGCAGAUCUUCUGUUGUCAUUCGGAUAUGAAGAUAAUCUAAGAUCGGUAACUUCAAUAGUCCCAAGACGUUGCCAGUGUCUUCUUAUGUCUGCCACCACGAGUACUGAUGUUGAAAAACUGAAGAAACUGAUUCUGCACAACCCCGUCGUUUUGACUUUGCAAGAAGGUGCUGACAAGGAAGAGCCCGUCCCAAGUAAUGUUCAGCAGUUUUGGAUUUCUUGCAGUACACAGGAUAAGUUGCUUCACACUCUUGCUCUCUUGAAGCUAGAGGUCGUUCAGAAGAAAAUUUUGAUAUUCAUUAAUACGAUUGACAUGGGUUUCAAGUUGAAACUGUUCUUGGAGAAGUUUGGAAUCAAAUCUGCAAUUUUAAACGGGGAGUUGCCUCAGAAUUCUCGGCUUCAUAUCCUUGAGCAAUUCAACGCAGGUCUUUUUGAUUAUUUGAUUGCAACGGAUGAUAAUAACCAGUCUAAAGAAAAGGAAGAGGCUAAAGCUGAAGAAAACAAGGAGAAUAAAAAAGGCAAAAGGCGUGGCAAACCAAAGCUGGAUGCUGAGUUCGGUGUAGUUAGAGGAAUUGAUUUCAAAAAAGUUCACACCGUUAUAAACUUCGAUAUGCCUCAAAGCGUGACAGGAUAUAUUCAUCGAAUUGGGCGUACAGGGAGAGCAUAUAGCAGCGGUUCUUCAGUUUCUCUUGUUUCUCCUGAUGAGAUGCAAGGGUUUGAAGAUAUCAAAUCCUUCUUAGCAGGCGAAGAGGACAAGGAUAGUGAUAUCAUCACACCCUUCCCUUUUUUGACUGAAAAUGCUGUCGAGUCUUUAAGAUAUAGAGCCGAGGAUGUUGCAAAGAGUGUUACAAAGAUUUCGGUUCGAGAGUCUCGAGCUCAGGAUUUAAGAAAUGAGAUCAUCAACUCGGAAAAGUUAAAGUCUCAUUUCGAAGCGAAUCCAAGAGACUUAGAUCUAUUGAAACAUGACAAGCUUCUGAGUAAGACUGCGCCUGCGCCACAUCUAAGGGACAUCCCCGAGUAUCUAGUGGAUCCAAAGACUCAAGAAGCAAGCAAGAUGGUGAAGCUAGCCAGAGCCGCAAUGGGCAACAGUAGGAGAUCCGGUGGAGGCGGUGGUCGCAACAACAAUAACAAGAAACGAUCCAGAAAAGGCGGUGACCCACUCAAAACCUUCAACCCCAAUGGAUCUAAAAGAGGACAUGGUGGCCAGAAGAAGGAUGGUAAAGGAUCUAGCGAUGGCUCGACCAAACAGAAGAAACAAAAGACAGUCACAGUCUAAUGUCUUUGCAUCGCCAGUGAAAUGUGAACCCUCGGAUUGUUCGAUACGUUUAGGAUUUUUCCUCUUUAGAAAAAAGAGAGCAUGUUUUGAGAUAUAUGAUGAUGAAGCAGAUAAGGUUUUUCUUGUGGAUGAGUUUUGCAAUUUUGUGUUUUAGGGUCUGAGAGAAAUCGUGGAGUGAUUGUCUUAACGUGUGAAACGUUACAUCAAAGACAAUUAUUUGGAGUUUGACUUUUUUACUUAUUUGAUUGGCUGUCUAAUUAAAAGUUGUCGAGAAUUAAGGUCAUGAUUAACAUGAGUUGUUGAUAAAGCGAAUAUGCGAUAUGUGUGUAGUUUCCUUUUA
Thlaspi arvense is the source of this 2264-nucleotide messenger RNA. NCBI's taxonomy places the organism in Eukaryota, Viridiplantae, Streptophyta, Magnoliopsida, Brassicales, Brassicaceae. The record is from the annotation of a GenBank genome assembly.